AUGAUUCCAACAGGUUCACGCCGUCUCCCUUCAGGUUUGUCUUUCAUCCACGCCCGGGAUAUCCGUUAUCGCGAUAUCGUCGUGGCCAAGGGCACGUACCCACUCCCUGUGAAGAAGAACCCCGUCCCAGGCUCCGACGUGGCGGGUGAGAUCCUCGCCGUCGGCGAAGAAGUCAAGGGCUGGAAGGUCGGCGAGCGCGUGUCGGUGAACUUCUCCCUCGACCAUAUUUUCGGGGACGCGAACGAUGAAACUAUAGCGUCGACGCUGGGUGCGCCGAUCGACGGUGUGCUGACCGAGUACAAGAUUUUCCCUGCGCACGCUCUUGUUCGCAUCCCCGAUUUCCUGAGCUACGAGGAAGCGUCGACACUUCCUUGCGCCGCAGUCACCGCCUACAACGGCCUCUUCGGCGGCAAGCCCACCUUGAAGGGUGGCGACACUGUCCUAAUCCAAGGGACCGGAGGUGUCUCGAUUUUCGGUCUGCAAAACGCCGUCGCUUCGGGUGCCACCGUCAUUGUCACGUCGUCCUCGGACAGGAAGCUCGAGGCGGCGAAGAAGCUCGGUGCCAAGUACUUGAUCAACUACAAGACGACGCCGAACUGGGAGGAGGAGGUUCUCAAGAUCACGAACGGCCGCGGCGUUGACCAUGUCCUCGAGGUUGGUAGCCCCGGUACGGUCGUCAAGUCCGCAAAGGCGGUGAGGUUUGGAGGCAAUGUGGCUCUCAUCGGCUUCGUGGCGGGGCUCGCGGACACCAACCAGCUGCCCUUGCUCGUCCACGGCAAGGGUUCCAACCUGCACGGUGUCAUCAUUGGUUCUCGUCAACAAUUUGAAGAUUUGAUCCGGUUGAUUGAGGCGGUGAAGCUGAAGCCUGUUGUGGACAAGGUCUUCGACUUUGAGCAUGUCCGAGAAGCGUAUGAGUAUCUGGAGAGCCAGCAGCAUGUCGGGAAGAUCGUCAUCAAGGUGUCUAAAGACCAGUAA
Molecule: messenger RNA, 975 nt
Organism: Dichomitus squalens LYAD-421 SS1
Lineage: Eukaryota; Fungi; Basidiomycota; Agaricomycetes; Polyporales; Polyporaceae
Product: NAD(P)-binding protein
Exons: 5
Coding region: 1-975 (324 amino acids)
Molecular function (GO): oxidoreductase activity
Source: RefSeq, a predicted model, not a curated record